Symbiodinium necroappetens is the source of this 678-nucleotide messenger RNA. Lineage: Eukaryota; Dinophyceae; Suessiales; Symbiodiniaceae. The record is from the annotation of a GenBank genome assembly.
AUGGAGGCUGUGAAGGGUCGUGUGACUACGGGCACUUAUCUCAAGAUGAUGAGUGCCUUGGACGGAUGCUGUGUCGCACCGGUGGCGAAACUCUGGACAUGCCCUCCCCGCAAUGUGGUCAAGUGGGACGACGCCAGCGGAUACCCUACGUCUACCUCCAGCAACAACCGUUCGGUGGUCUUCGCAGGAUCAUUUAACCCACCGCAUCAUGGCCACUUCGAGAUCAUCCGGUACCUAUCAAAAACAUUUUCUGAAGUGCAUGUGGUAAUUGGCAUCAAUCCAGCAAAGACGUACCCGGUUAGUCCCGACGAGCGCAAGGCAAUUAUCGAGCACGCUCUUCCAUCCAUGGGAGCCCAGAAUGUCAAGGUGUGGGUGUGGGGCGAUGUCAUCUUCAAGUUGGCGAGAAAGGUCGGUGCAACUGCAAUGUAUCGUGGCAUUCGCAGCUGGCAAGAAGAUGGGAAGGCCGAAAGGUACUUGGAGGUUCAGAACGUUUGCUGGCCUGUCUUGUCAACUUGUGCAUCGCCUAUGAGCACGUACUUCGUGGAAGGGCCGCCGCAGUACUCCUUCGUGAGCUCUACGCUCCUGCGGGAGCGGCUGAAAUCUGGCCAGAGCAUAGCCGACAUUAUUCCGGCAGUGGUGGCUGACAAAGUCCGCACAGCUUACGAAGGCAAGCUGUGA